GUGAGCGUCGAGCGUGUCGCUCUGUCGCUCUGUGUUUGUGUUGUGCGGUGUGACGAAUGAACCUCCACCAUUGCCAUGUGGCAGAGCGGGGGUAUGGGGGGCCACGCGCAGAACAACCCCUGGAUGAAGCUGAUGGGCAUCGUACACAAGGAGAGGCGCCACCAUGAUACCGGAGGGCCCGCUGGAGGCGAUAGAAAUCAGUCGCUGCCGAAACUCAGCAGCCAGGACGAGGAAGGACCGACCGCCCACACACAACAAUACUCCGGUGUUGUACACUUCGAGCCCAUACCACACGACCAUGACUUCUGCGAAAGAGUCGUCAUCAACGUGAGUGGUCUGAGGUUCGAAACGCAACUCCGCACGCUGAACCAGUUUCCCGAUACGCUCCUUGGAGACCCCGCCCGCCGCAUAAGAUACUUUGACCCGCUGAGGAACGAGUACUUCUUCGACAGGAACCGCCCCAGCUUCGACGCCAUCCUCUACUAUUACCAGAGCGGAGGCAGACUACGGAGACCUGUAAAUGUGCCACUUGAUGUCUUCUCAGAGGAGAUCAAGUUCUACGAGCUGGGAGAGCUCGCCACGAACAAGUUUAGGGAGGACGAGGGGUUCAUCAAGGAGGAGGAGAAGCCGCUGCCAACGCACGAGUUCCAGCGCAAGGUGUGGCUGCUGUUCGAGUACCCGGAGAGUUCGCAGGCCGCUAGAGUCGUCGCCAUCAUCUCAGUGUUCGUCAUCCUUCUGUCCAUCGUCAUAUUCUGCCUCGAAACGCUGCCGGAGUUCAAACACUACAAAGUCUUCAACACGACCACCAACGGUACCAAGAUCGAGGAGGACGAAGUGCCCGAUAUUACGGACCCCUUCUUUCUUAUCGAAACUAUAUGUAUCAUAUGGUUCACGUUCGAACUGUCGGUGCGUUUCCUCGCCUGUCCUAAUAAACUCAAUUUCUUCCGAGACGUGAUGAACAUAAUCGACAUCAUCGCGAUCAUUCCGUAUUUUAUAACACUGGCGACCGUGGUCGCCGAGGAGGAGGACACAUUGAACCUCCCCAAGGCGCCGGUCAGUCCCCAGGACAAGAGCACGAACCAGGCCAUGUCCUUAGCUAUUCUCAGAGUUAUUAGGUUAGUCAGAGUGUUUCGAAUAUUCAAGUUGUCUCGACACUCCAAAGGACUUCAAAUUCUCGGACGAACUUUGAAGGCCUCGAUGAGAGAACUUGGAUUGCUCAUAUUUUUCUUAUUCAUCGGUGUGGUGCUAUUCUCGAGUGCGGUCUACUUCGCCGAGGCCGGCUCGGAAAACUCUUUCUUCAAGUCGAUCCCGGACGCGUUCUGGUGGGCCGUCGUCACCAUGACAACCGUUGGCUACGGUGACAUGACGCCUGUCGGAGUUUGGGGAAAGAUUGUUGGAUCGCUGUGUGCGAUUGCUGGUGUGCUCACCAUCGCACUUCCCGUGCCUGUCAUCGUCUCCAACUUCAACUAUUUCUACCACCGUGAGACCGACCAGGAGGACAUGCAGUCUCAGAACUUCAAUCACGUGACUAGCUGUCCUUACCUCCCGGGCACGUUAGGGCAACAUAUGAAGAAGAGCUCACUAUCAGAGUCGUCGUCAGACAUGAUGGAGCUUGAAGAAGGGUUGUUGUUGGCUCGCGAUAUGAGCACCGUAAAGAAACACAACUGCAACCCUAGGCACAACAACAACAUCAACGCUAUGAGUAUCGAGACUGACGUCUGACUAGUGGUACGUGAAGGAGGCGUGCAGCUGCAACAGGAACCAAGUCUCAUCUCCUCAUACACAGUCAUGAUUCUGAAUGAAUACAAGGAAUACGAUGAUUGUGUUGUUGCAGUAGUGCGAGAGGCAGGCCUGUGAGUCCAAUGGGCCACGUCGCCACUUCACUAUGGUGCUUUCCCUCAAUCGGAACUCUCCAUGUUAUGUGAGUGUACCGCGCGUUGCCAGCAAUUACCACUAAAAUCGACUGACUUUUAAUAAUUAAAUAAUAAUAAUUACGUAUUACUUUAUAACUCAAUAAUAUUAUUAAUUAUUAUUGGUCUUGCCAAAGAAAGUGACCGUUUUUUAUAAUAGACUUUGAAUUUUUAUAUUAUUAUUAAUUAUUAUGAUUAAGCUAGUACCUUGACCGUAAGGUUCCCAUCCCGUGUACAGGCUGACGCGAAUAUCUGCAUUGAUAAAUGACAUAUUCUUUUUUUACUUAUUGAUUUUUCUAUAUUUUUGGUGCAAAUAUAAAGGUUGUAUGAAAUAAAGUGCCUCAAACAUAUGCUAUACAAAAUAUGUUUUACUAUUGUUAUUUAAUUUGCUGAUUAAGUCGUGUUUUUGGUACGUUUGUACAUAACUGUUCUCUAUGUGUACUUAUUUCCCACCUGAACUUUUAUGCUAGACUUAAAGUAAAAGAGAAACCGACUCCAUGGGCUCUGUACAUUAUAGAGUUUAUGGAGUGUUCGCUUACUUUAAUGUUUCCAAUGAAUAUUUCGUCACAAGGGGGUGUGGACAGCCAUCCCUAGGAUUUAUUUCCUAAGUCUAAAUUAUUGAUAAUCCUAACAAUUACCCUACAGAAACAAUUCUACUAGACAAAAAAUAUAUAUUUUAACGUUGUUCAACAUAAUGUACCAAUGUAAGAAAAAAAGUCCAAAUAUUUAUUCGAUAAAAUUGAGUUUUUUAAGAUGAAUUAAGUUAAGAUAUUCUACACUUGAGUAAAAAGAACACCAACUUCAACAGUAUUAAAUAAAUAUAACACUUGUGCUUAGAUAUAAAUACCCUGUGAUAUAUUUUUCUUCUAUAUUGUGUGCAUAGUUGGAUUUUCCAGCACAAUUUCCGUUUGAUUCUUUGCUUGGACAAAAUUGUAAUCCAUGGGUAUUAAACACAGCAUUACUGAUAUUGCAAACACAUUUCAGUCAAAAAUGUAUAAACAAGUAAACAUUCAAGUUGGCACUUGAUUUUUUAUAUUCAUAUAAAAAACAUUUGAUUUGUUUCACAAAUCCACGUUUGUGAGGUGAACAAAAAUAUGCCUACAAACUUGAGCCCCAAAUACAUCCUCGAACAUUAUUAAACCUCCAGAACAAGUAUCUAAUUCAACAUUUUUUUAACCAAGCUAUAUUGUUCUAUAAAUGCUAAUUAUGACAAUUAAAUCAUUAUUUUACUGCAUAAAAAGUAACGCCUACCCUCUUUUACUCUUAAAAAUUUGUUUAAACUGUUUGCCCUCGCGAAGAAGGUAAAAUUUAAACGAUACAUAUUUGGAUGGAAAUAGUUGUACUCCAGACAUUAUUGAAGGAAUGUAAAAAAAAUUAUUCUAAUGCCAAAAAAUACAUCGCAGUAAAUAUAAAUAAUAAACCAGAAUUUUAGGUGUUUAAAAUUAAUCUCCUUUUGUCCGGCGUGUGGUUUGCAUGUGAUUCGCCCCUCUUCAUCUACCUUGUGGGGGAGAUUUUCCCUUUCUUGUGCCCCCAACAAACCUGAAAACCCUUAAUUGUGUUCAAUAUUAUUCCAUUAGUUUUAAUCUCGGUGCCAUUACACGUAUAAUAACAGAUAUCACCAAGAACUUGCAGAAAUCAAUACAUUUUUUUACCAAUAAUUUCCUAAUAUUAAUAAAACAUAGUAAACCUUGUACAAUUUUGGAAAAAGUUAUUAAACUCAUCGAGCAAAUAUUCCGUCAAUUACCUUCCAUUCACAUACAUUUUUAUUUCAUACGUAAAUCAGUUUUGAGAAUUCAAAACAUGUUCUUAAAUGAUCACAAAUAACAAUUAAGUUAACUUGGGGGGCGUAGGGUUUACAAGAGAAAAUUUACACUCACGGAAAAUUACCAACCAAAGAAAACAAUAAGCAAUUUCAAAAAUUCAACAAAACGCUGAAAAUUCCCUCAAAACAUUGUAAAACUCUAUUCUAAAAUCAACUACUCUAUUUCAAUAUUCUAAUCGAGUUACUUGAUUUUAUAAGCUUAACUUAGAACACCCAGAUUAUGUGUUUAUCAAUGUAUCAGCCUGCUACAUGUCCUACUUCUCUUAUAAUGUCCUUCUGAUAUAUAUCUGCUUCCUUAUCGACAGUUCAAUGAAAAAUAACGAAAUAAGUAGAUAUUUACAUUUUUGCUGCAGACUGUGUAUCGUAUACUCUAACAGCCUGGGGUUUGCCCUAUGUAGCGCAUGCAGCAUAGUUCUGGCUUAACCUUGCGGAUGCGGCUGUUUAGCCUUCUCAAGCCCGAGGCUCAUCAGUGUUAAAUCUCGAGCUCAGCCUCUGUAGUAACUGUUCUCAAACUGUUUUGUAACUAAAUUAGUCUGUCAAAAUUUUUGUGACAACAAAUUUAAACUUAAUUAUUCAUGGUUUAUAAAAAAUCUACUUUCAUUUGUAUUUUUCAAAUAUUAUUCAAGGUGUAGGACUUGUAGGCUAACAAUAUUCUUUUAUAAAUUUUAAACGGAAAUGUAAACAAGUGAGAUAUUUAUUAUUGGAUGUAUCUUUUGAGGAAAAUAAAUUUACAGGGAAUUCAUGGCUAACUCCAGUUUUUUCGUUGAAUUUAUCUAAAUACACAAUGUACCUUAAUUUAGUUUGUUUAGUGAAAUUAAUCUUUGAUUUAUUGAAGUAGUGUAAGUAUAAACGUACAUCAAAAAUUCACGUAAAUGCAGGAUCCCAACAAUUCCAGAAAAUAUAUUUGAAUGAAUAAAUAAACAAAUUCAUUCAAAUAACUAAAAAACUAUUAAUAAAUUAGACCAUGUAAAUUAAUGUUUUCAUAAUGUCUAACUUUUUCUUCACAGUAAGAAAUUGAGUCACGACCAAAUUAACUUUAGUUUAUAAUUUAACCUUCAGGUAAAACAUAUUUUUCCAUUACUUUAAUAUUAGGGAUACUUUUGUAGAGAGAACUCUAAACAAAUCAUAAUAUGGAUGUUGUUAAAUAUAAAAAGUAAAUCAAGGAAAUAACUUUUUAAUUGCUGUAAACAGUUGAUGGUCUUCAAUGGUUUUGAAACAAAUAAUUUGAUAAAUAAUCUGUUGAGAAAUAAAUCUGUUAUAGAUACAAACACGUUUUUCCUAGAAGAUUCCUAAAAAAAAAUCAAAUGGAAUAGUCUACAUUUUUAAGGUAAUAUUUUAAAAAUAAACUACUGAAAACCCUAUUGUAAAAUGAAUAAAGACAAACAUGACCUUUAAGUUGAUAAAAUUGAAAACACCUAACACGUUAAGGAUAUGACGCUUGCCAAAAAAAAUAAUUUUUUACAAAAAUUCUAUUUAAAUCUUGAAUGAGAAGGUUAAACGGCCAGUAGAAUCGCUAGGUGAUUUUAUAGAUAAUAUUAUCAUAAAUUCUCAGUUAGGACUGCUAUUUCUUUCAAAUUUUAGUACUAGGCUAAUAUAGUCGGGGAAUAGGCCAGAGUUCCCAUGCAAUUUGCCACUGAAAUUAUUACUGUAGAUAAUGUUGUCAUUUCCUCUGUAUUAUUAUCUCAAUAUUUUUGACUCCAAAAACAUUUUUGUUUAACUUUUUUUCUUGGAGUGAAGGGCUGACUGUUCAGCCCAAUAAGGACUGUUAUUCACCUAGCAUUACGUCUCAUUUGGUUGUGUACCCACUAAAUAGUUUGUAAUCAUAGCAACUAAACUCACCAAAACAAAAGGGUGUCGUGUGUUUUUGAGUGGAAUUUUCAAUAGGAACAAAAUAAUUGCAAUUCCAAAAUCAAGCUAAACCAUUUUAAGAUAUGAUAGCAGCAUUGAGUAAUAUUUGGUGAUAUAGUUUUCAUUCAUUUCAAACAGAAUACGCAGUAUUUUUAAUGCUAUUUUAAUUGGGAAACCUGAAAUUUCCUUUUGAAAAACACAGGACACCUUACACCAUCUAAGCAUGGUCAGAAUACUUGAUAUGUUAUCAAGUUUCAUUUUAUAUAUUUAAUAUUUACUUUGUUACGAAUAAAACUCAAAGAUAUCAAAGAUGCAAUAAGGUCUUGUCUAAAGACAAACUUUUAUUUUAGUAGUAAGCGGAUUCUAAGUUAUGCCGACUCUGUAUAGUGACAUAUCAUAUAUACGAUGUAAAUAUAGCAGUUCUGCGCCAUUUUUUAAUGCUCGAAUUAUGUAAUUCUUGAAUAUGCUGUAUAUAUGAGGAUGCCAGUAAGCUUAAUUUCCAUUACACAGACUUUAGUCGAUACUUUUAAUGUACUAUUACAAUCAACGUAUGUGAAUUACAAAAUGAAAUGCCUUUAUAAUCAAUAGCCUACAGCUCAUAUUAGGAAUACAUUGCUUUUAUAGAAGGCUUGAUAUUUUGAUUUGUAAUUCCUCGUCAUGAAGUUAUUUGUAACUGCAGAAUACAAUUGAUUUAUUAGAAAUAGAAUUUUACUAAAAGUAAAACUAAGAGACCGUGCACUUAAAACUUUGGUUUGAGUUUAUCGGCUUUUGGAUCCUGUUUCUGUUUAGUGUAACCGUCAGAAACGAACUAAGUUUAACGUAAAAUGUCCGGAAUUCAGUGACCAUUAAUGGCAAUUUCAUCCAAGCCAAGACAAUACUCUGGGUCGAGCUCGACAUACUUUGAUUGUAACACCAUUAUCACAAAUCAAUCCAUCUGGCAAACCCGAUAAACAAAAUAUUUUUAUAUUUAUGUGCCACCAAGUUUUGUACGAUAUUCGCUUUUAAUGACAUGAGUAAAGAAAAGAUACCGUUGCGUUCAAAAGUACUACAAUCAGUUUGUUAAGCUAACCGUUAUUUUCAGUAUUACAGAUUGAAACUUAAUGGCAAUCACGGGAUAACAGUCCUUAUGUCACGGCCUGUGCCGAUCUUCUGCCAUCGUCUCUCGUCAUAUCACGUUACGUCAUUUCUCAUUCAUUCGACACAUUUAUUGUAAAAAUAACAAAAAUAUAGGUAUAUUAUUAUAAAGUCCUAGAUUUUGAGCACUGUUUUAAGUGCUUGUAUUUAUAUUGGGCUGUGCGGCGUUGAACCACGAGCAAACGUUUUACCAAUAUCGUAGGUUUGGAGUAGCUUUUACGCAUAGUUAAGCACCCCCGGUGGUGAUUCAUUCCCUCUAGGUUACUCGGUACACUGCGCCCGGCUCGUCUUCCUCAGCAGUGUUGCCAACACUUACGUUGCAUCACCGAUGGUUUAUAAACAUUUCAUUUAAGUUAAGUUUGAGAUUACAAAGUUGGCAGCUCUGUGAGUUGCCCAUCUCCUUGAGCGCACUGUACCUCGGAUACAAGCGCAUACUAUAGAAAUGUGACUGUUGCCCAUGUAUUCUACUUUCUGUGAUUAGCUCUAUUUCACAUGGCCACUUGAGAUAAAACAGCUGAAAUUAUAAUAAACCAUUUGUUAACACUAUACAAGUAAAAAAUAUUUGGCGAAAUGGAAAACUGAGAAAACAAUUUAUAAGUUACAUGGGGAUGCUUCAGUUUCUUUAUCAUUUAAAUAACUCAAGACAAAACUACAUUAGUAUAGUCGCCAUUUCAAAAUAAAGUAAUUAAAGUAUCUAACUCAUACAUAAACAAAAGCCAAAAUGGACUCAUAUUUUCUUGUGAAAAACACAAAGCCUGUGAAAAAUAGGUAGAGUUAAAUUUGCCUAGAGAUAAACAAUAUUUUAUUUUUUUUUAAAAAGUAUUUCUCACCAGAAUCGGUUUCUUAACAACAUACUCCGACAAUGUUGCUGUUAAGUGAUUCGUGUGGGCAUUUGAAAUAGGCCUAACUACUUGUUGUUAUUGUUAUUCGAUUUGUUGGUUAUGUUUGUACGAGACAUUGUAUAUGAGAUUAGUUAGUUGAAAUUUUUUAUUUAGCAUUUAAAAUACAUUCGAAACAUCAUUUUCUAUAGUGGCAAAGGGGCAAGAGCGUAUUUUAAUCCGUAUGUUCUAGGCUUCGAGACAGGUAUUGUAGAAAUCUUUUAAUUACAUAAUUCAAGAGUUACCAGUAACUGUAGACAUUUAUCUUAUUUAUACGAAUCUUAAUGAUUAUUAUAUAAUAAUGCAAACAUUCCUAGAUUGUUAUGUAAAUAAUUGUGUUUUUUAACAAUGAAAAUGUGUUUAUAGUCUAUUGUAAAAAGAUGGAGGUGUGUGUGUUUGCUGGUUGGCAGAGUUUUCUGCAGCUUAUGUAUUGACCGUUUCAAAUUUGUUUAUAUUUUUAAAGUGUAACUUUCGUAGAAAGAUACACACGGACGUACUCGUAUUAAGCUUUCAAACCGGUCCACGCAGCCAGCGGGUUUACAUGAGACAAGAGCUUGCUUGGCUGGUGAGGAAAGUGGGUCUUGCCUUUGUUGUUUUGUAUAUAUGGCAUUUAGUUUUAGGCUGGCGGUUGAAAUAAGUGAAUUUAUGAACCUUUCCAUUCUCCUGAUCAAGACUCAGUUCUGAGAGCAAAGGUGGCAUAGCAAUCAUAAUGAGCAAACACGAAAAUGCUCUCCAAUCGAAAAAGUUAUAAAGUUGAAAUUGUCUUAUCUCAAAAAUUU
This is a messenger RNA of Macrosteles quadrilineatus (aster leafhopper), 8371 nucleotides long. RefSeq names its product potassium voltage-gated channel protein Shaker (gene shaker). Gene Ontology annotation, molecular function: protein binding; delayed rectifier potassium channel activity. Gene Ontology annotation, biological process: protein homooligomerization; potassium ion transmembrane transport. The transcript has 9 exons. NCBI's taxonomy places the organism in Eukaryota, Metazoa, Arthropoda, Insecta, Hemiptera, Cicadellidae. Bases 76 to 1722 code for a protein of 548 amino acids. Gene Ontology annotation, cellular component: voltage-gated potassium channel complex; membrane. The record is from RefSeq and is a predicted model, not a curated record.